Molecule: messenger RNA, 1086 nt
Organism: Beauveria bassiana ARSEF 2860
Lineage: Eukaryota; Fungi; Ascomycota; Sordariomycetes; Hypocreales; Cordycipitaceae
Product: transcription initiation factor IID
Exons: 3
Coding region: 1-1086 (361 amino acids)
Biological process (GO): transcription by RNA polymerase II
Cellular component (GO): SAGA complex
Molecular function (GO): protein heterodimerization activity; transcription coregulator activity
Source: RefSeq, a predicted model, not a curated record
AUGGCCGACGCCAAGGACAAAAUGUACAAGUACCGUCAGGAAAUCAGCCAGGACAGUCUCGCUACCCUUACCGCCGGUGACAUGGCUGCCUGCGUUGCCUACUCCGACUUUACGCCCUCGCCUGAAUCAUUCAAGAGAAUUCUUAUUGACACGAUUCGACAGAUGAUGUACGUCUCCGGCGAGACUGGCGAGCCUUCCGUGGAAACUACGAGUAUCAUUGAAGACAUUGUGCGACAACAAGUCAUCGAGCUGCUACGGAACUGCACGGAGCUCGCCUCGCGCCGCGGCUCCAAGUCCAUCAGCACCAACGACCUCAUAUUCCAGAUCCGGCACGACCAAGCCAAAGUCUCGCGCCUCCGCACCUUUCUCUCCUGGAAGGACGUGCGGAAAAACAUCAAAGACUCGGACGACAAGGGUGCCGACGCCGAUCUCGCCGCGGGCGACGAUCCCGGCAACGUCGCCGGGCCCGUCGACGAGGCCGCCAAGAAGAACAAGAAGGCCAAGGUCGGCCUGCCCUGGGAGCCGGCGUCCUUUUUCAACGUCGAGGUGCCCGAGCGAGACGAUGAGGAGGAUGACGAGGAGGAAGAGUCUAACUGGAUCACCCUGCAGCGCCUCCGAAAAGCCGACGACCGCACCAGGGCCAUGACGCGCGAAGAAUACGUGACGUGGUCCGAGUAUCGCCAGGCGUCCUUCACCUGGCGCAAGGGCAAGCGCUUUCGUGAGUGGGCCGGCUUCGGCAUCGUCACGGACAGCAAGCCCUCGGACGAUAUUGUCGACAUACUCGGCUUCCUCACCUUUGAGAUGGUCCAGACCCUCACGGAGAUGGCGCUCAAGGCCAAGGAGCAGGAGGACACGGCCCGCGCGCUCAACGGCGGCGACGCAGCCUCUCUGCAGCAGCAGCAGGGCAGCACCAAGAAGCGCAAGCACCAGCACGGCCUGUUUGAUCCACCGAGCGAGGGCCGCACGCCGGUCGAACCCCGGCACGUCCAGGAGGCGUUUCGCAGGUUCCAGCAGCGGCCCAAGAAGACGAGGGCUAUGCUCAACCUCACCCGCAUCGCGGAAAAGACACCUCUCAACAUCUUUUAA